Molecule: messenger RNA, 1927 nt
Organism: Leptopilina heterotoma
Lineage: Eukaryota; Metazoa; Arthropoda; Insecta; Hymenoptera; Figitidae
Product: afadin- and alpha-actinin-binding protein-like
Exons: 7
Coding region: 196-1047 (283 amino acids)
Source: RefSeq, a predicted model, not a curated record
UGGAGCAACCGAAUCAGACAAGCAUGAUUCUAUUUUCAUGCGGACAUAAUACAGUUGGUGAAAUUUUUUCUUAUUUUUUAAAUUAUUUUUUUUAUUAAUAACAAUAGUAUUUAAAACACCAAUAUUAAACCCGUAAUUAGUGAAAUUGUGUGCAGUUAAUAAUUAUCUAUAUUGAAAGAAACAUCAUUUUAAGAAAUGGCUGGUAAUUCUACAAUUGAUUAUCAAAUUCGAAACUUGCGUAAUAUAUUCGCAGUACAAAGAAUUAGCGAAAAUGCUGAAAAUGCAUUUUGUACUUUAGAUAAUAUUCCAGAAUCAUUAACAACUUUAGCGGAGGAAUUAGAUGUCCUAGUUCAGGCACCUGUGUCAAUUAUAAACUACGAAGGACUAAAUUCCCUAGAAACUUUAACAUCCACACUUGUUCAAUUAAUUAAUGCUUCUUGGAAUCUGGUUCAACAACACAGAAUGAUUGAAAGGAUUCAUGAAAAACAAAACGAUGUUUACCACAAAGUAUCAGUUGACAAUAAUAAUUUAGGGAAUCAAAUUAAACGAUUGAAGGAGGAUAUUGAGAAGAAAGAUUAUUCUAUGAGUGAAGUUCAGGAACGAGAGAGAAGACUGAAAGUUAAAUGUGAAAAUUUUUCUCGUGAUCUUAAGCGUGAACGAGAUGAGGUUCUUAAACUGAAGAAACAGUUACAAUCGAAGGACAGUCAACAUGCGCACGAAUUAAGAAGAAUUCAACUAACCGGAAAUAAACUUAAAGAGCAACUACAAAAAACUAUUGGAACUUACGUGCCACGAGAUAAAGCUUUACAAAAUCUGCAAGCGGAGCAUGAAAAGCAGAUGUCAAUACAUCAAGAAACAAUUUGCCACUUAGAGAAAAAUAAUUUGCUGAUGCUGCAAGAAAUCGCUUAUCUAAAAGAUGCUUUGGAUCUACAGGCCCAUCAGAUUCUUCAGGCUAAAAGUUCGAAGGUCCGUCAGGAAGAUGAUGCUAAGGAAAAAUACCGUGAAAAAUUAUCCGAAAAACGUCAUCACUUCAACAAGGAAAUUUGAUUGUUAUUAUUUAUUAUCGAAGCCAAAAAAGGGUAAAUAUUUAAAGAACUAGAAUUUUGCGAGCUUUAUUUUCGAAAAUGAAUAAUUUCACAAUUAGCGAAUUUUCGAGUAGCUGAAACACUAAAAAUUUAGUCUCUUUAUUUUGUGGUUAAUUGCCAUGCAAAUUAGAAAAAAUAUUUGAAUUUUGUUCGUUUAUUUUACAACCUCAUCACGAUGAAGAUAAUUAUUAAUAUUAUUUAAUUUGAAAUUAAAUUCAUUUAAUCUUUCACGCAAAAAUUAGUUAAAAAUUAAAUAUGAAUUAUGAUUGAAAUAUUGAUUCGGAAACCUGUUUAUGAAAAUAUUCAACAGAGAAAUUAGUCGUAAAACUGAUUAUAGAAAUCGGUUUUGGAACAAAAAAUAUAAAAGGUGAAAUCUUUUUUAAAGAUAAAGGGUAAAAUUAAUUAUAAAAAGUUAAAAUAUCGUUUAAAACAGUAGUUUUUCUAUUUGACUGAAUUUCGUGAUUUUUAUUGUCAGCCAUAAAGAACAGAUGUGCCUUAAAAUUAGUUUUUAAUAAUAAUAAUAAUAGAAUUUUUGUUCCUCUUUUUCAAAGUGUAGAUUUAUAAAUAAGUCUGGUACACUACGCACCAAAGAUUUUUUUUGCAUAAUUUGUAAUUAUGUAGAUAGAUUAAUGAAAGAAAAUAUUUACUCAGGUGAAAACUUGAUAUUUUUAUAUGUCAAAACUUCUAGAAAUACACAUUGAUGUACAUACGAAUCUUAAACAUAUUCUAUAAAAAAAACUCUUCUAUUGUAAAAAUUAAAGAAAAUUGUGUCACAAAUAUUUUCCACUUGGAUAGUUGUUAAAUAAAAAUGCUCAAUAAAAUUCUCAUUUAAUUUUCUUUUA